This is a messenger RNA of Closterium sp. NIES-67, 1358 nucleotides long. NCBI's taxonomy places the organism in Eukaryota, Viridiplantae, Streptophyta, Zygnematophyceae, Desmidiales, Closteriaceae. The record is from the annotation of a GenBank genome assembly.
CUGUAACAGCUGCAAAUUGGUUGGGAACAACCAAGCUAGGUUGGCAAGGGUGGCCAACUUGGAUGGAUUGGUUGGGAAGGGACAAAUGUCAAAGUUGGGGUUCCUAUAGGGAGGGAAUCUUUGUGCUUAUGGGGGUUUCCUUGGUUGAGGACUCUCUUGGGACCUUCCCUCUCAUCCCUCUCUUCUAUCCCAACAUUUCUCUUGCUCCUCUAAUUCCUUGUGAGAUUCUUGAACUUUCAUUGAACUCUUGAGAUUGAGUUAAGUUCUCCUCCUACAGCUUACCCCCUAGUGCGUCGAAAGCCAUAGCGUCGCGAAUACUUCAUCAAUCAACGUGAUUCAAAUUGGGAACGGUAGCUGAGAUUAAGAGCUACAACAUAUCCAAGUUUCGCGACAUUCCAACGGCUAGGUUUUUGUCGACGUCGUUUCUUGUGAAGACGACUUUUCUGUCCAGAAUUUCGGAUAUAUAUUUUGAGUAAUUCUAGCUCCUAAGUUCACCUAGACUCCGUCCUUAAUUCUAACAAGUGGUAUCAGAGCAAUAUUAAGGACAUUGAGAGGAGUCUACAGAAGUUUGAAGACCCUUCUAGACCCACCAUGGCCUGUGGGUGUGCCUAAGUGGUGUUCUAAAGGUUGGAUGUGUCUUCCGCUAAGGGGAAACUCUGCCGAAAUUUCGUGGACGCCGACACUUGUGAAAAUAUCGAGGGAGCUGAGUGUGGACAGCAAAGGGGAGCUGAAAUUCGUCAUUUCUCAAGGAGAAGAUGAAUGAGAGAGGAGGAGAUGCUAAUGGAAGAGGAGCUGUACCUGAGAAGACAAGUGAGCCGCCGCCAUCAAAGGUUGAAGCUUUGGAUGGCUCCAACUAUGAGGAAUGGAGCGGACGGAUGAGGAGUGCCUUCAAACGCUACAAGCUACUGAAGAUUGCUGUUGGGGAAGAGAAGAUGCCGGAAGAAGGCGAAGCACAUGAGUUGCAGCAGCCUUCAAGACAGGUGGAGGUUGCAGUGUCAGAGGAGGAGAUGUCUGGGGUGACUGAGGAAGGGGGAGCAGCUGAAGUAGAGCAGCAGCAGCAGCAGCAGCAUGAGUCUCCACCUCGACUGCAAAUUGGUUGGGAACAACCAAGCUAGGUUGGCAAGGGUGGCCAACUUGGAUGGAUUGGUUGGGAAGGGACAAAUGUCAAAGUUGGGGUUCCUAUAGGGAGGGAAUCUUUGUGCUUAUGGGGGUUUCCUUGGUUGAGGACUCUCUUGGGACCUUCCCUCUCAUCCCUCUCUUCUAUCCCAACAUUUCUCUUGCUCCUCUAAUUCCUUGUGAGAUUCUUGAACUUUCAUUGAACUCUUGAGAUUGAGUUAAGUUCUCCUCCUACAGCUUAC